AGCUAGAGCCCCUGAAUUACAGUUAUCCAUUCCCGCGAAAAGUGAUGCCGAUCCUUCUUCAACUCCAAGCCUACUCCCUCCACUUUCCAACGGUCCGCUCGUUUUCUUCCAACCCAUCAUCGUCUUCUUACACUGCUCCUCUGUUCCUCCCUUCUUCUCCUUCAACUUCUUCUUCUUCUCUUACUUCUGGUCGGCACCCUCCACUCCUCCUCCGCUUCCGUACUUCCUACCGCGAAAAUCUGCGAUACCUCAGAGCUCUAGGCAUCAUCUCCAACAGAGAUGUCCCCUCAUCUGAAACUCUCCAACGCAUUCUCUCCAUCCUCAACUUCUUCAAAUCCAAGGGCUUCUCCGAACCCGAUUUCCGCAGACUCUACUUCCUCUGCCCUCAACUCUUCUCCCCCAGCGUCGAUCCCACCGAUUUUGCUCCCGUCUUCGACUUCUUGGCCACCGACGUCGCAGCGUCUCCUGCCGAAUCUUGUGGUCUGAUUCUCCGGUGUCCUGGAAUCCUUCUCUCCCACGUCGACUUAUGCCUGAGACGCACGCUUCUCUUCCUCAGAGAAUUGGGGCUGGAGAAGCUCAAUUUGCCUACCUCCCUCAACGCUCAUCUGCUGAACACUCGCGUCGAUAAACUUGAAGCUAAGGUUAAGUUUUUGCAGAGCUUAGGGUUUUCCCAUGAGGAAUCUUCCAGGGCCUGUUCUCGUCUACCUGCGAUUUUUGGGUACAGUAUCGAGAAUAAUAUGAGGCCCAAGUUCAAGUAUUUGGUGAUAGAGAUGGAGAGAGAUAUCCAAGAACUGAAGGAGUUCCCUCAGUAUUUUGCCUUCAGCCUGGAGAAACGUAUUAUGCCGAGACAUUUGCAUUUGAAGGAGAGGAACGUUCGAAUACCAUUGCAGAGGAUGCUGUUGUGGAGUGACGGAAAAUUUUAUACCAAAUGGAAGUAAAAUUAGGUAUGAUUGCUCAGCCGUUACUCAAUUGUAUAUUCUCUCCUGUCUCAUUAAUUUGAUUAUUUGAGCUCUACUAAGUACAUUUUCAAAGUGAAAGAAACCCAAGCAGAUCUAUAGUUUUAUGAUAAUCUAAAUGGUAUAUACUGGCCAGACGCCCCUCUGCACCAAACUCAUAGAGGAUGGAUCAAUGUUAAACAAUUUCUACUCUUUUCAAAGCACAGAAUUAGCCUUUCCAUCAGAAAUACCCUAUGGUGUCAUAAUUUCCAUUUCCAUUUCCAUUCUUCAAGAUUGAUGCGAAAGCUUCCCAUUUAUACCUUCCUGUUUAUUAAUUUUACAUGGUUGGAUCUCUGUUUUCCGUUUGCAAUCUAUGCUUGACAAUUAUUUCAAGUAGGCAAAGUGAGGCCACAAAUGAGUUACUACCAUGUCUAGGGUUGGUAUUGCUCAAAAUAUGCAGCUGGUGUUGUUUUGGGUUGUGAACAUGUGGAGGAGUAGGUUUGGAUUGAUAGUGAACCCUUUCCAAAAUUCAUUACCAAAAACUAUCUGUGUCCAUAUUGUGCUCAUUGAAACUAUAAGAUCAAAUCUUACAUUUAACUGCUAAUUUACAGAGGCCUUGAAGUACAGGGAGAAAUGAUGAUUCUCUAAUCAGCAUUGGACUAAAUUUAAUUUUGCUACAUCAUGUUUAUUAUCAUUUGUCCUUGGCAAGUUCUUUACAGAAGGGGAAAUGGGGUAAAGCAAGAUUGCAAAAUA
Macadamia integrifolia is the source of this 1688-nucleotide messenger RNA. Its product is annotated as transcription termination factor MTEF1, chloroplastic. Gene Ontology annotation, biological process: regulation of DNA-templated transcription. The transcript has a single exon. Gene Ontology annotation, molecular function: double-stranded DNA binding. NCBI's taxonomy places the organism in Eukaryota, Viridiplantae, Streptophyta, Magnoliopsida, Proteales, Proteaceae. The coding region runs from base 45 to 938 and encodes 297 amino acids. The record is from RefSeq and is a predicted model, not a curated record.